AAUGGCAGAACUCUUUAUGGAAUGUGAAGAAGAAGAGCUAGAACCAUGGCAGAAGAAAGUAAAAGAAGUUGAAGAAGAUGAUGAUGAUGAGCCCAUCUUUGUUGCAGAGAUAGCAAGUUCAAAGCCAGUUAUUUCAACUAUUUUGAACAGAGUUAACUCCAGCACUCAUUCACGAGGAAUAAGGAAUGGUGUACUUAAUCGAGGUUUUACUACUUCAUUCAAGCCUACAAGCCAACGCUACCUGAAUUCAACAUCAAAUUCUGCAGCUGCCUUGCCAGUAAAUUUUCAUCCUGAAUCUAGAUCUUCAGAUAGCUCUGUUAUUGUUCAGCCAUUUUCGAAACAAGGUUAUGUAACAAACUCACCACGAGUUCUAUCUAAUAACUCUUCAGAGUUACUGUUUGAUCUGACCCAGGAUACAGGAUUAUCACAUUGCCAAGGGGGCCCAACACUUUCGAUUACAGGUCUGAAUGAAAGUUCAUUUUCAUCAAAACGUCCUUCUAGUUCUGACAUAAGCAGUGUUAACCCAAAAAAGCCUAAACCCAGUGAAAACAUUUCUGGAACAGAUGCCUCUUCUGUAGUUUCUUCAGAAAAGUCUCCAAUGAUGUCUCUCCAGGUGGUGCCAUCACAAGGUGCAAAUUGCUCAUCAAAUCAAUCUAAAAAUGGAACAACUUUUCCAAGAGCAUGUCCCAAGUGUAAUAUUCACUUCAAUCUUUUGGAUCCUCUGAAAAAUCACAUGACGUAUUGUUGUCCAGACAUGAUAAGUAAAUUUUUGGGACUGACUAAAACAGAAAUUUCAAAUACAGCAAAUGAAGCUAAAACUCUUGAUUCAGAGAAAGGAAAAUUGAUAAUGUUAGUUAAUGACUUUUAUUAUGGGAAACAUGAAGGAGAUGUCCAGGAAGAACAGAAGACUCACACAACCUUUAAAUGCUUCAGUUGCUUGAAAGUUCUCAAAAAUAAUAUUAGGUUUAUGAACCACAUGAAACAUCAUUUGGAACUUGAGAAGCAGAGCAGUGAGAGCUGGGAAAAGCACACCACGUGCCAGCACUGCUACCGCCAGUUCCCCACUCCCUUCCAGCUGCAGUGCCACAUUGAGAGCACGCACACCCCUCAUGAGUUUUCCACCAUUUGUAAAAUCUGUGAGCUGUCAUUUGAAACUGAGCAGAUUCUUUUACAACAUAUGAAGGAUAAUCAUAAACCUGGUGAAAUGCCAUACAUCUGCCAGGUUUGCAGUUACAGAUCAUCAUUAUUUUCUGAUGUAGAAUCUCAUUUUAGAACAUCGCAUGAAAACACUAAGAAUUUGCUAUGUCCAUUCUGCCUCAAAGUUAUUAAAAUUGCCACACCCUAUAUGCAUCAUUACAUGAAGCAUCAGAAAAAGGGAAUACAUCGUUGCACCAAAUGCAGACUGCAGUUUUUGACAUGCAAGGAGAAAAUGGAUCAUAAGACUCAACAUCACCGAACAUUUGUAAAACCCAAACAGCUAGAAGGACUGCCCCCUGGAACAAAACAUCUUUUAGAGUGCCUAAUGCUACAGGUUCUCAGAUGUUUGUUGAAGUUGUUAUUGCUGAGUCUACUCUCAAUGAAGCAAAUUCUGCUGCUGGACAGCAUUGUUACUAUUCGCGCUUCAGUUGGACCCGUUCAGUCAGGAUCUGCAGUCACACCUUCCAUCAGUGCCAGCACUUCCACCCUCCAGCUCUCACCUCCACGGACUGAAAAUAUGACUGCCAAAAAUCCCAUGAAACUGAAUAUAAGUACACCAAACACAGCUGUAUCCGAUCCCAAUAAACCUAAUGAAAGCAAGCCUAGUGGAAAUAAAUCUAAAAACAGGUCAAAAGUCUCUAAUAUGCAGAAGAAACAAAGCACUUUGUCUAAUAGUAAUAGAAAAAGUAAAGUGAAUACAGCAUUGAGGAACUUAAGGUUACGUCGUGGUAUUCAUGAGUGUAUUGAGUGUUCUUCUGAAGUAAAGGAUUUUGCAAACCAUUUUCCUACAUAUGUCCACUGUAGUUUUUGCAGAUACAACACUAGCUGUAGCAAAGCCUAUGUAAAUCAUAUGAUGAGCUUUCAUAGUAACCGUCCAAGUAAAAGAUAUUGUAUAUUUAAGAAGCAUUCAGAAAAUCUCAGGGGCAUUUCUCUAGUGUGCCUUAAUUGUGAUUUCCUAACUGAUGUUUCUGGCUUAGAUAAUAUGGCUACACACUUAAGUCAACAUGAAACUCAUACUUGCCAAGUUAUAAUAGAGAAAGUUUCUGUAUGUAUCCCAACUUCUGACCGUCUUUCUGAAUUAAAAACUGAAGCUCCCACUAAGGGAAAAGAAUCUGUGUCUAAGGAAACAACAAGACGUAAUACAACUGAAGGAGAACCAGGAGCAUCACAUACUAGAAGUAAGCAGGAUAGAGCUCCUUCGUCAGAAGACAGCAGUGGGCGUGAUGCAGGUGUAUGUGAGGCUGCAGGAGCAGCAGCCUGCGACGGAGACGCAGCAGCUGCAGAAUCAGAAGAGGAAAGCGCAGACAACACCCUGAGUCGGGAGUCAGAUAUUGGAGCAGAGAAUGUGGCGGAGAAAGAACACACACAGCACAUCUGUCAGGGGAUGGAGCUGCAGGCGGACCAGAGUUCAGAAAGCACAGAUCCGUGUGCUCAGAGUAAAGAGCACAACCCCAGUGAAACUUCAGAGACAUCAGGGAUUAUUGGCAUUGAUCAGUUUCUGAGGCAAAGAGAUGAACCUGAAUCUGUGAGUUCUGAUGCGAGUGAGCAAGGCAGUGUUCGUUUGGAACCUUUGACACCAUCAGAGGUACUAGAGUACGAAGCCACAGAAAUCCUUCAUAAAGCUGAUGAUCCAUCAGCCAACAACAAUGACACAGUGUCCGAUCAAACAGGUGGCAGUCAUGGAGGAAGUAGCGCUAGCAGAGCGGAGGCAGCAGUAGACCUGACAGAUGGAAAGGAAAGAAGCUGAAGUGAUGUAGUCAUUCCAAGUCUAGUUCCCAACAGAGAGCACCUAGACCAGUGCUGCCCGGUGAGCUCAGCAGUGCCGCGGGAGGGAUCAGCAGUGGGAGACUGAGGAGGUUCUUCAUAUGCUUCGCCUGUGUGUUCAAUCUUAGUAAGCCAGGUUGCCAGUCAUAGCAUGGUUAGUAUGAAUUUGCAAGUUUUUAAAAACCAGAACAGAACUUUAGCAAAAACUAAGUUUGCCAUCCAAAGGUCUCUUAGCACUUUUUGAUGAAAUCUCAUUCAGUGAUAAGAAAGUAAAUAUUAGCUAUGUUAAUCAGACUUGUCAAACUUUCAUUAGUCCAAAACUUAAAUCCCUUAUCACCUGUAUGUAUAUUCCUUUUAGUAAAUUUAAAGGAAAAGAUUUGAAACCAUAUGUUUUUUUAAAAUGCCUAUAAACUUGGUCUAAUUUAAAUCUUUUUUUUUUAAAAAAAAAAAAGGCGGGGUCAUUGUCUGCUCUUCCAGAGGUGUUAAGUUCAAUUCCCAGCAACCCCAUGGUGGCUCACAACCAUCAAUCCUGGGAUCUGAUACCCUCUUCUGGCACACAGGUGUACAUGCAGAUAGAGCACUCAUUAAAUAAAGAAAUCUUUUAAAACAAAAUACUUGUAAACUGCCAAUUAAUUGUUAAUAUCAGUGAAGGCUUUAUUUUUAACAUGAUCCUGGUAAUGAAGCAUGCUUAGAGUGCUAAAUUGACCUGUUGAGAAUUUGGAUGAACAUAAACUUAAGUUUGGAUUUAAUAUAACAUUCCAGUCUGUCAGAAGCAUGCAAACAGAAUUUUAGAAUCUGUGCACCUCCACACAAGUGUUAGCCUGCCAGGCUGUCAGCUUACCUUUAUUAAACUUUCAGUGAAAGUGAGAUUAUGAAAAUAUAAGUUUAUAUUUGUGCUUUUAGUUAGUGUAUAAGCUGUGUAGAACUGCCCCGCCCCAUGGACUAGUUGUAUAAAGUAGAAAUCUGUUACUGAAACUCUUAUAGCUACUGUGCUUUUAAUAUUAUUUCAAUGAUCUUUAGCAGUAGACCCACAAAAAUGGUCUGGAAGCCAAACCAAAGUAUGGUAGAAUGUAGGUGAAAAUCAUUGAACUGAAAACAUGCCUCAGCAUGUAUUCAACCAUGUUUAAGGGACUUUCCUUAAUUGUAAAAGUAGAAACUUCAAAUGGGACCCUAAAAGCAGAGGUUUAAAAAAAAAUGGUUGUGGAAAUUAGGCUAAUUUAUCCCUAAGUCAGCUACUAAAUUGAUUUUUCAGAUAUAGAAAUGAAUAUAACAAACAAUAAUUUGCUUUGAAGUACUAAUAAAAAUUUAUUUUAAAUGCUGUAUUUUUAAUUCUUAAAAUGUGCUUUGAAUUCUUAAACUGUUUCACUGAAUGUUAAAUGUUUUCAACGCCUGUUAAAAUUCUAUUGUAUAUAGUAGUUUUUGAGUAAAUAAAAACCUGUCUUUGAAUAAUUUUAUUUCGGAUCCCUG
Molecule: messenger RNA, 4428 nt
Organism: Psammomys obesus (fat sand rat)
Lineage: Eukaryota; Metazoa; Chordata; Mammalia; Rodentia; Muridae
Gene: Znf280d
Product: zinc finger protein 280D
Exons: 20
Coding region: 2-2944 (980 amino acids)
Biological process (GO): regulation of DNA-templated transcription
Molecular function (GO): DNA-binding transcription factor activity, RNA polymerase II-specific; RNA polymerase II cis-regulatory region sequence-specific DNA binding
Source: RefSeq, a predicted model, not a curated record